AUGGAUGACCUUUCCCAAUACACCAAUCGCAAAUUGCCUUGGUCACCACGAACAACCGAUUUCAAUGAAAUCGCUGCACAUCCAUACAAAGGAGAAGGCACAAAAGGAUCUCCUUUCCAAGUCGUUUGGCUACCGAAUGAUGCUGAAAAUCCCCUCAAUAUGAGCGAAAUAGAAAAAUGGACUUUAGCUGCGUUUGUCAGUAUUGCAACAUUGGCUGUAGCGUUGGCAUCUUCCGCAUACAGCGGUGCGGUAAGAUCGAUCAAGAUGGAAUUAGGAGGCUCAAGUACAGUGAUUACUCUAGGAGUUUCUCUGUUUGUCUUGGGUUUCGCUUUAGGUCCUUUAAUUUGGGCGCCUUUAUCGGAAUUGCUUGGAAGACGUAACCUGUUCCUUUUCACAUAUGCAUUCUUAACGCUUUGGAAUUCAGUUGCAGCCGCAAGUCAAACCUUAGCUCAACUUUUGGUAUUUCGAUUCUUAGCAGGCGCUUUCGGUUCAAGUCCUUUGGCCAAUGCUGGAGGAAGUAUCGCAGACGUUUUUACCGCCAAAGAACGUGGUUUAGCAAUGGCUCUCUUUGCCAGCGCACCUUUCUUAGGUCCUGCUUUAGGACCAAUCACAGGAGGCUUCCUAGGUGAAUCAGCAGGAUUUCGAUGGGUUCAAGGAUUUUUAGGUAUAUUUUCUGGCGUUGUACUGUUUUUAGGCAUUUUCAUGUACAGAGAGACGUAUGCCCCUCUCUUACUCCGACGUCGUGCAAAAAAAUUGAGCAAGGCUACUGGAAAACACUACAUCUCUCAACUAGAUGCAGGAAAAGGCGAUGAAACAUUCCUCAAGCAAUUCAUGGUUUCUCUUGGCAGGCCUUGGCUGUUAUUGGCAUAUGAACCAAUCGUGUUAUUGUUAUCACUUUACACUGCAGUCGUGUAUGCAAUCCUUUAUUCCUUCUUUUCAGCUUUCCCAAUCGUGUUUCAAGAAGUACGUGGAUGGUCACCAGGAAUUGGAGGAUUGGCUUUUUUGGGUAUUUUGGUCGGAAUGAUAUUUGCUUUUGCAUUUGUGAUCUUUUAUAUCAAUCCCGACUACAUCAAGGAAGUCGAAAAGAAUGGUGGAUUCUUUGCACCUCCAGAAGUUCGAUUAAAAGGUGCUUUGGUCGGAGCUCCACUAUUGGUUCUUGGAUUGGCUUUAUUCGCUGCAACUGAUUUCCCAAGCAUUCAUUGGUCUGUUCCUAUCAUUUUGAGUAGUCCAUUUGGAUUUGCCAUGGUAUUGAUCUUCCUCAGCUUGCAAAAUUAUCUUAUCGAUGCAUAUUUGCUGUAUGCAGCUUCAGUCUUGGCGGCCAACAGUGUCAUUCGUUCACUCUUAGGAGCCGCUUUCCCACUCUUUACGCCUUUUAUGUACAACCCUGGCGGUAUUGGUGUGGUAAAGUAUGGUAUCCACAUUGGUCCUGCAAUCGGUGGUGGAAUUGCCUUGUUGUUCUUGCCUGCACCUUUCUUAUUCUAUAAACGAGGAGCAGCAAUUCGUAAAAAGUGCAAGUAUGCUGCUGAAGCUGAUAAAUUGCUCCAACGUAUGUUAAACGCAGGCAAAGAACAAGAAUCAAAAGAGAGCGCCGUUCAACAAGAACAGCAAACAGAUGAAGCCAUCAUGCAAGACGAUGAUGUCGAACAAGCUGAUGACCGUAUUCAAAGACAUGCAAGUCGAUCAAAUCGACGCCAAGCGAGUGGUACAGGAUACGCAGACGGUGAUCAAUUAUCUAUGCAGUAUAGUCAUCACUCGGUGUAUUAAUGGAAUCACGUGUAAUUUAAAUGUAUAUUGGAAUACUUGUUUUUUGCUUGUAAAUCUCAGGAAUAUCAUCAUAUCUAGAAUAAGAUCCUCUCGGCAAG
Meira miltonrushii is the source of this 1862-nucleotide messenger RNA. RefSeq names its product MFS general substrate transporter. The coding region runs from base 1 to 1764 and encodes 587 amino acids. Gene Ontology annotation, biological process: transmembrane transport. Gene Ontology annotation, molecular function: transmembrane transporter activity. The transcript is spliced from 2 exons. The record is from RefSeq and is a predicted model, not a curated record. Lineage: Eukaryota; Fungi; Basidiomycota; Exobasidiomycetes; Exobasidiales; Brachybasidiaceae.